AUGAAGAGAUCCCUAUUACAAUCCAAGAAUGCCUUCAAUUUACAAAGGAAGUCUGCCGUAAAACUAAUAAACGCUGCAACUUCAAAUAAGUUCAGUAAAUCCCCUGGCUUGGAUUAUUCAAAUAACCUCGCUGGUAAUUUUAAACCAAUCCGAUUCCACGAUGGCGUUACUGAUUCUUGGUGGCUACGUUUCACUCCAAAUCACUCAACUGCCCCUGGGGACUUUGUAUAUAUCCCAAAAUACUCCCAAGUCGGUGUUGCUCUAGGCGUUGAUAUCAUCGAUGGUAGGCGCGUUUGGCACUGUCUACACUCCUCAGGCGUUUUAUUACCUUACCCUGAUUCUGCCAUCGUUCAUUCAACUCCGUUGUUCGAUUCCUCUGAGUUAGAUUUCAAUCAAAUUAGUGACAUCAUAUCUCACUCAAAGCUGAAUCCUCCUGCCGAACAUCACGUUUACAACCCUGAAACUGAUCCAUUUGCUCCUUACAAAGCUAGGCUUUCUUCUCGCCUCAAGCGUCUUCGUUUUGACUUGGAAUCCGUUCAGCGACAGCUAACCACUCAGGUUAAUGACGUCUACAAUUCUAUAAAGCACAAGAAUGAUAUGAAGUGGCGUGAAUAUGACAUUCUCACUCUUGCUACACGUCAUUUCAAUCUGAAGCAGCCCACACAAUUGCACAUUCUUGCACUGCAUAUCAUGCUCUACUCCAAUACAACCGAGUACAACAUGCUUGAAACACCUUCAUCCAUACAGGCUAUGAAGUUUGGUGUGCGACCCGCUACUGAAGUUAGCAUCCUCAGACUGGUGCACGACUGGGUCAAUACCCGAGAAGGGAGAAGCAUCCUUGGGAGCUUUGUCGAAAAGACCCACAAACUGCUAGAGGCUUCAUCACAAACCGACAAGUCUAUCAAAUCACCACUGCCACUACCUCCACCACUCACCUACACUCCUAACGAAGGCAUUCUCAUUCGCUUCAUCACUGACGCCUGCCAGACGCUCAACACACCAUCCUUCAAUCCCUACGAAUCUCUCUGCUGCAUACUCCUCAAGAACUUUCCUCAAUACCACCACGUCAGCCAGGAAAACUGGCGAUCGUUGGCCUUUGACCUGCUCCAGAAUGUUGGAGUAUUUGCACCCUGGGAGAGCAUACAUAUGGCAGGCAGCGCAACACUAGUUCCACGCGACAACCACGUCGAUAGACAGUUCGACCGGUUGAGCGAGACAGCGAUACGGGAGUACCGCAGUGGUCCCACCAUUGGCAGUAGCGGGCAUACGCUGCAACAGCAUGACAUACUAGACGCACACCGACGAGAUUUCGGACAGUUGCCAGUCUUCGUGAUAGACGAUGCCAAUGCAAAUGAGCUCGAUGACGGUGUAUCGCUUGAAGAGGUCGAUGGCGAAGGGAAGCAGUGGGUGCAUGUGCACAUAGCCGACCCAGCUAGUGGGAUCCCACACACACACCCCCUCUCUCUACUAGCUAAAGAACGCAUCAGUUCGCUCUAUCUCCCCCACCGCACCGUCCCAAUGCUGCCACGCGAGUUGUGUCGCGAGGGUUUUUCGCUCGGCAGUCGCACACCGCAGCCGGUGCUUACGUUUUCUGCGCAAGUAGACGCACAUGGCGCAUUAGUCGACUAUGACGUGAGCGCAUCUAUCAUUAAUAACAUCCACACGCUCACGUACGACGAUGUCGACGAUGCGCUGGGGGUGAGUGGGGAAGCCACACGCAUGCAUGGCCGACUGCUAGAUAGAGUGAGUAAGAUGCGUGGUAAAGCUAACCAAGACUCACCCGCACUGUCUCACCCGGCCAUCCCGUCGCAUCACUUGGACACACUGCGCAAGCUCGUCCACGUCUCCACGCAGCAUUCGGCACAACGCGUCGCGAAUGGCAUGCUAUUCUGGCAGACUUAUGUGCCUAGCACAUCUGUAUCGCCGCUGCCGCUCCCGAGUCCGCCACUGCAGAUGCAGACGCUAUGGGAGGGGCGUCCGCAGGUAGCACUACAUGCACAGCCUACCCCCGACUCUCUCUCGCGCCGACUCGUCAGCCAAUGCAUGGCACUAGGGUGUCAAGUAGCUUCGCGGUGGCUAGGGGAGCGUGACGUUCCCGGUGUGAACCGCGGCGCACCCGUCCCCGAAUCAGCCCUACCUGGUGCGAUGGAAGAGCUACUAUCACAACGCGACCAAGUAACGGGUGAGGUGUCCACCGCUGCCGUGUCUACCGCCGAGGCUAGUUUCACAGGCGGAACACUCUCUUCACGUCCCAUUCCCCACUCCCUUAAUGGAUGCAUGGAUGGUUACGCUCGUGUUACAUCCCCCCUGAGACGAUAUAGCGAUUUGGUAAUGCACUACCAGAUUCGCAGCGCUCUGCUAGCUCAUCACUCCCCGACCGAGCGCGUGCCAUGGAUGUAUAAAACGCACGAUGAAAUGGAGGUAUUCCUCAAUAAAUGUCGCCAGUUUGAGGGACCGCACAGCCGCAUAAGUAAUCGCGUAAACGAUUAUUGGGUGGUAAGGGAACUCAGACGCAGACAUGCAUGCUCGGAAGGCGGAUGGGAGGCGCACGCACCCCUCACUUGCACUAUCACUGGUGCGUGGAAGAAUGACGGCGCAGGAACACGUAGUUGGGCGCCGUGCGAGGUCGGCGAUCUCGGAAAUAUGGGCGCGAGGCUCGUCAAGGAUCACAUCACUCCUCAUCACCUCUUCAAAGCUGACAUAGGUAGGGUUGUUAGAGGAUCACCGCUCGAUUUCCAACUCUAUGAAAGCGCGAGAUUGAUCGUCAAGUUGGAGGAAAUGUAG
Wallemia ichthyophaga EXF-994 is the source of this 2784-nucleotide messenger RNA. RefSeq lists its product as uncharacterized. The record is from RefSeq and is a predicted model, not a curated record. Gene Ontology annotation, biological process: mRNA catabolic process. Bases 1 to 2784 code for a protein of 927 amino acids. The transcript has 2 exons. Gene Ontology annotation, molecular function: 3'-5'-RNA exonuclease activity; RNA binding. NCBI's taxonomy places the organism in Eukaryota, Fungi, Basidiomycota, Wallemiomycetes, Wallemiales, Wallemiaceae. Gene Ontology annotation, cellular component: P-body; exosome (RNase complex).